This is a messenger RNA of Linum trigynum, 210 nucleotides long. The record is from the annotation of a GenBank genome assembly. Lineage: Eukaryota; Viridiplantae; Streptophyta; Magnoliopsida; Malpighiales; Linaceae.
AUGACUGACUGGGGCCCGAUCUUGAUAGGAGUAGUCCUAUUCGUGCUACUCACACCAGGGCUUCUCUUCCAGCUACCAGGAAACAACAGGCAGCUCGAGUUUGGGAGCAUGAAGACCAAUGGCAAAUCGAUCGCCGUUCACACUCUCAUCUUCUUCACUCUGUAUGCUAUCUUUACCAUGGCUGUUCAUGUCCACAUCUAUACUGGUUGA